AAAUAUACAAUAAAAUUCUUUUUGUCCCAAUCUCGUUUAUCCACAUUAUCAGAUGUCCAGCAGACGAUAAGAUUAAGAUUAAAGCGAAGACUCAACUGAUUUUUAUUCAGUGGAAUGAUUCACAUCCUGGAGGAUUGCCCUUCAAACCAAAACUUACAGCAGUGAAGUGAAACUAACAACAUCUCGUUUGGCUAACGUCGAUAUACAAAAUAGCCACAGAUGCUGUUUCAAAUCUAUGUAAUUUGGAGAAAUGAACAAAGAGUCUCGAAAUAGAAGUGAUCAAGCUCGUGAAGUGGCAGAAAUUUUCAUCAGUAAUAGUGCUGACUACUCAUCACAUUCUCUAACCAGAUAUCACACAAUCAACACUAUGCCAAAUUAUUCACAUGAUUCUCUUUACCACAAUGAGGACUAUCUGCGUGAAAUGUUGGCUGCAGGCUCACCAAGAGAUGGAAGAAUGUCAGCUGUUCGAAGAUUCUUUUGCCUCUUUGUCACCUUUGAUUUCCUGUUUACAACUCUUAUGUGGUUAAUCUGCCUUGUGAUUAGCGGAGAAAACAUUAAAGAAAAGCUGAUCGAUCAAAUAGUACACUACACAAUACAUGAAUCCUUGUUUGACAUUGUGAUGGCCUCUGCAGGUCGUUUUGUGAUCCUUCUUCUAUUUUAUGCUUUGCUGUGCAUUAAUCAUUGGUGGGUGAUUGCGAUAACGACGGCGGGAAGUUGCGGGUUUCUCAUAAUAAAAGUCUUCUUUUUUGAGUGGCUGAAAGCCACGAACUAUACAUUGGAUGUCUUUCUUGUGUUAAGCUCCUUCAUCUUGUCAUGGGGUGAGGCAUGGUUUCUCGACUUUCGAGUCCUCCCACAAGAAUCCCUUGCUCGUGAUUUUUUCGGAGCUAUUUCUUCGGAUGAUGAACGUCAACCUUUGCUUCAAAAUCAAGCCACUUCAAUCCGCAGUCAUAACCUAGAUGACUUUUACUCACCAAUCGAUUCUCCGCAAGAUUCAGAUGACGAUCAACUAAAUAGGGCUAACCGCAGUAGUGUUGAGGAUGAUGAAUUGGCGCGAAAAGCGCUGGAAUCAUUUGAGGAAGCCUAUAGUACAAUCAAUUCUGACGGAUGGAAAGUAGAAAAGCAGACACCCGAGGGCGAUACUGUUCACAGCAAAUACGUCCGUCGAAAUCACAAAAUUUUCCGAAUAACUGGCACAGUUGAUAUUCCCCCCAAGUUAUUGUUUGACGAGCUCGAUCGAAAUCUAGAAAAUGUCCCAUCUUGGAAUCCGACGUUACUUGAAUGCCGUACGUUGAAGACGGUGAACGAAAAAGUCUCCAUUAGUUACCAGUUGGCAGCAGAAGGUGGAGGCGGCAUCAUCUCUUCUCGAGAUUUUAUUAACCUGCGAUACUGUGAAGUACGCGAUGGAAUCUAUAUUUGUGCAGGAGCUUCCGUCGUCUUUCCUGAAAUGCCGGCUCAAAAGAGCUACGUCCGGGGAGAAAAUGGUCCCGGAUGUUGGGUUAUGACACCAAUUCCAAACGAACCCAACAAAUGCGUCUUCCAGUGGUUGCUGGACACCAAUCUCAAAGGUUGGAUUCCUCAGAGUAUCAUUGAUACAGCGCUAUCUUUUGCCAUGUGUGACUAUAUCCGUUACGUCAGAAACUAUGGCGAAAAGUUGCGCCAAGAGGGAAAGUUUUGACCAAAAAUAGCUAUGACUGAAAGGCUGCUAUU
This is a messenger RNA of Daphnia carinata, 1707 nucleotides long. RefSeq names its product steroidogenic acute regulatory protein-like (gene Start1). Gene Ontology annotation, molecular function: lipid binding. The transcript is spliced from 13 exons. The record is from RefSeq and is a predicted model, not a curated record. The coding region runs from base 251 to 1675 and encodes 474 amino acids. Lineage: Eukaryota; Metazoa; Arthropoda; Branchiopoda; Diplostraca; Daphniidae.